AACUAUACCAGCUAACCUCUCCAGCUGCUCAAAGCUUGAAACCUUGGAUCUAUCCACAAAUCAUUUGGCAGGAAAAAUAGCAGGUGAGUUGUUUCCAUGAAAACCCUGCGUAGUUUAAAUCUUCAACACAACAUGUUUUCCGGUGAGAUAUCAACACCCAUGGUGGCUUAUAGUUUGGAGUCUCUUGAUCUUUCAAGUAACCAUUUGAAUGGAUCAAUACCAGAUGAUAUAGGAAAUUUUUACAACCUUAGCUACUUAAAUUUGUCCAUGAAUACUUUGAGUGGUCCAAUACCUGCUACAUUGUUGCGGUUGCAUCAACUCUCUCAUCUUUCACUUGCCUCAAACAAUUUGACUGGUGAAAUUCCUGCUAGAUUAUUUGACUUGCUUAGUCUGAGUAGCAUAGAUCUUUCUCAUAAUCAUCUGAGUGGAAGUAUUCCAAGAGGCUUUGGAGAACUACAUCAAUUGCAGAAUAUUGAUGUAUCAUAUAACAAAUUUUCCGGAGACAUAUGUGAAUCUGUUAGCCAUAUGUGGGAUGCGAGACUAACCUUAGGAUGUGCAAGAACCACUUUUCUGGGAGAAUACCUUACGAGCUAGUAAAGCUAAAAUUUGUGGACACAUGCCUUGAUCAUGUGAAUUUAUGUUCAGAACAGCUGUUUUCUAGCUCUGAACAAAUGGUUAUGGAACUCCCAACAUGCCCUUCCCAAAGCUUUUCGGGAUUAUACAAUUCCACUGCACAUAAACUGCAGAAGUUCCAAUGAGCUAAGUAAAUCAAACAAAACCCAACCUUCGAAACCAAAUCAUACGAGGAUUGUAACUUGUGUCGUGAUUGCAGCGGCAGUAGUACUCAUCAUUGGGAUAGGAAUUCUGAUACUGGUGUUCAGACCUAGGGUGGGAAGGAGAAAACAAAGUGAUGGAGAAGAAUGGAGUAUGAUUUCAUUUCAAAGGUUGGAAUUCAAUAAAUGGGAUAUUUUGAGUGGUUUGAUAGAUGAAAAUUUGAUUGGAAAUGGAGGGUCAGGAAAAGUAUAUAGAGUGAUUACCAAGAAAGGCCAAAGAGUUGCUGUUAAAAGUAUAAGGCAUGAACAAAAGCAAGGGCAUGGAUUAAUGGAGAAACAGUUCAUAGCAGAGGUUAAGAUCCUUGGGGGAAUUUGGCACAACAACAUAGUGAAAUUGCUAUGCUGCAUCAGAGGAAAGACGACAAAGCUUCUUGUGUAUGAAUACAUGGACAAACAAUGCCUUCAUAAAUGGUUGCAUGGAAAGAAGAAAGGCUUAACUACUCAAGUCUUGAACUGGGAGACAAGACUAAAAAUUGCCAUUGGAGCUGCACAAGGCCUCUGCUAUAUGCAUCAUGAUUGCAGUCCACCCAUUGUUCAUCGAGAUAUCAAAUCCAGUAACAUACUCGUCGACUCUGACUUCAAUGUCAAGAUUGCAGACUUUGGACUGGCAAAGAUGAUGGCGAGUGAAGGAGAUCCAGAAACAGCAUCUGCUAUUGUGGGAACCUUUGGUUACAUUGCCCGGAAUCACAUAUAUCAUGGGAAUGCAGAAUACAGCAGAACAAGAAAAGUGGACGCGAAAGAGCGACAUCUACAGUUUUGGCGUAGUACUUCGGAAUUGACAACGGGAAGAGAAGCAGUGACAGGAAAUGAGGAUAUGAACCUGGCACAAUGGGCACACAAAUACCAAAGAGAAGGGAACUCGGCUGCAGAUGCCAUAGAUGAGGAGAUCAAGGACCCAUGUUAUCUGGAGGACUCGCAGUUGCUAUUAUCCUUCAAAGCUAGCAUUUUUAACCAAAGCCCACUUCAAACUGGGUAUCCUCUAAAAAUCCCUGUAGCUUCACUGAACCUUGUGUUGAAGAACACCAAUCUCAGCGGCUCUCUCACUUCUGCCUUAAAAUCCCAAUGCUCUGCUUCUCUUAGCUACAUAGAUCUAGCUGAAAACUUCAUCUCAGGGCCUGUUUCUGAUAUCUAUAGCCUUGGUCGUCGUGCAAUAAUCUCAAGUCCCUCAACCUUUCCAGCAACUCCAUGGACCCUCCUGGGAGGGAGGUUGCUGCAG
Messenger RNA from Ipomoea nil (Japanese morning glory), 2049 nucleotides. Its product is annotated as leucine-rich repeat receptor-like serine/threonine-protein kinase BAM1. NCBI's taxonomy places the organism in Eukaryota, Viridiplantae, Streptophyta, Magnoliopsida, Solanales, Convolvulaceae. Gene Ontology annotation, molecular function: protein kinase activity; ATP binding; receptor serine/threonine kinase binding. The transcript has 4 exons. The annotation marks the transcript as partial. Gene Ontology annotation, biological process: protein phosphorylation. The record is from RefSeq and is a predicted model, not a curated record.